AUGGGCCAGUUGCUCGACUUGAAGCGCAUGUGCCUUGUGAGCGGCUCCCGAAAAUACCGCUACUUCACGCUUAGCUAUGUCUGGGGAAACAUGGUCACGUUUCAGACAACGAAAUCUAACCUUUCUGAGUUAGAAGAACACGGUUCAAUCUUGCGUUUGAGAGAUAAGUUCCCUCAAGUCAUCAAAGAUGCCAUAUCUCUUGUUUCCGCACUUCAAGAGAGAUUUCUUUGGGUUGAUGCGCUGUGUAUUGUGCAAGACGAUGCGACAGACAAGCGAGCUCAGAUCCCUCGUAUGGGCAUGAUCUACAGUCAGGCUGCGGCAACUAUUGUAUCCUUAUCUGGAAAAGAUGCUAGUGCAGGACUCCCAGGUGUAAGAGAAGAAUCGCGACGAGUCCGACAAUGCUCUGUCACAAUCAGCCCGUGGCAACUUUCUGCAAAACUACCAGAACUCUCUGUUGCUCUACAGAAGUCGAAAUGGCAUACCCGUGCUUGGACUUUCCAAGAAGCAAUCCUGUCAAAAAGAUGUUUGUAUUUCUCAGACGACCAAGUUUAUUUUCAAUGCCAAUCAGGCUACUAUACGGAAGACUGUCAUGGAGAUCAGACUCGACAUGAAUGGGGCUCUGGAUUCUCCAAUCCGUUCAAACAGAAAGUCCCCGAGAGUACAGAUUCCUUUUUUUCGACCUUCAAUGUGUACAACAAUCUGGUCAAAGGUUAUUCAAGCAGACAACACACAUUCAACUCAGACUCUCUGAAUGCGUUCCAAGGGGUCUUAUCAUCAUUCAACACCUUAUAUGGAUGGCAUUUCCUUAGUGCUCUACCAGAAGAUGUCCUCGACCUCGCAUUACUCUGGAGGCCUAUGGUCACCGCAGAUUUACGACCAAGAGAGUCGUUCAGUUGCGCACGAGACGCAGCUUGCAGGACACCAACGUGGUGCUGGACGUCUUGGAUUGGCGAUAUCUACUGGGACGACUGGCGCAUUGGUUCCUAUGCCGGAAGUACGAUAUCCUUGCAACCGGCGGUUGAGCAAUUCAUCAUUGCAACCCCUGAUGGAUUUCGCGGCACUCGCAAGUGGAAAAGGGACACCGACAGUGAGCGAUUACAAGUGACUUUGAACGACGCGAGGAAUUACAUGAACAAACAUAAAAUCAGCUGGGACGAAUCUGACAGAGAAAACAAUUGCUCUGAGAAUAUGGUGCUCCUUUUCAAGGCAUCUGCAAUCGACCUCUCAAAACUUUCAAUUCAUUUUGAAUCUAGUCAUCUUGAGAUCCAUCCAGAGUUGUCCAACUGGGCAAAACGAGCCCGCAGACACAACGCAUGGAUAUUUGACGGUAACGGUCGACAUUGCGGGACUCUUCAUGGCCUUUGUUCUAAUUGGACAAACUUCCACAAUCCACGUCUUUGUGAGCUCAUCCUUCUAUCUAGUUUCAGCCAGAAAGAAGUUAUGCCAGAAGACAUUGAUGCGCAUCGACACAGUCUACCACUUGAGUACCCAUCAAGUGAUGACUAUUACAAUGAAAUGUAUGACAUAUCCCACUACAGAUACAUGGACUCUUGGGCUCAGAACAUCUUGCUUGUUGAAUGGAGUGGCAACCUCGCUAGGCGAGUGGCUAUUGGGCAGAUCCAUGUUGACGCUUGGACAACUCUAGGGAGCGUCACUAAAAUGAUAGCACUCGUUUAG
Molecule: messenger RNA, 1677 nt
Organism: Parastagonospora nodorum SN15
Lineage: Eukaryota; Fungi; Ascomycota; Dothideomycetes; Pleosporales; Phaeosphaeriaceae
Exons: 2
Coding region: 1-1677 (558 amino acids)
Source: RefSeq, a predicted model, not a curated record